Messenger RNA from Monosiga brevicollis MX1, 1857 nucleotides. RefSeq lists its product as uncharacterized. NCBI's taxonomy places the organism in Eukaryota, Choanoflagellata, Craspedida, Salpingoecidae. The coding region runs from base 1 to 1857 and encodes 618 amino acids. The record is from RefSeq and is a predicted model, not a curated record. The transcript has 5 exons.
AUGCGAAGAGUGGCCCGCCAGCACGCCAACCCUAUCGCCCUGCGCUUUGCUGGCGUUCUGGCCCUCAUCAUUGCCGCCAUUGCUUUCCUGACUGCGUUUUGGACCGUCAUCACCGCGACGAAUAACAAGGGUACAACGGUGCAAACAUUGGCCAUUGGCAUUGUCUAUGGCUGCCAGUCCAACGACGCCACGGGAUCUGGCAGUGUUGCCACCUCUUGCUCACCCGGGCAAUGUAAAUCGCACUGCGCCUUUUCGCAAGUUGCAGCCGCUUGUCUUGGCCUUUGUGUGGCCACGACGUUAAUCGCUCAGUUUCAGGCCGGGCAUCGGGCCAAAUAUGACUCGCUGCGCGUCUCUCGGUGGCAACACCUUUCCCACCUGUCUACCCUUCUUGCAAUAGCCGUGGCCAUUGUCACGUGGCUUCAGUUUCAUCACGCCGUGCAGCAAAACGUUGGCCAGUACAUUUCCCUUACCAACUCCUCUUCCAGCUGGACCACGGCAACGUCUGCUUCGGUUUCCCUUUCCUGGUCUUUCUGGCUCCUGCCUGGCAGCGGCGCAUUGUGCCUUCUCCAAUACGGCUGGCUCUGCCUCACGCGCUGGUAUGCCACCAGCGAAGAGCUUUUCCUGGCCACCCUCCGCGAACAAGCGGGAAUUCCCAGAGAAGAUGUUCUCGAAGCCCUCCAGCUGCGGCUGCGCCGUGAUCGAAAGCGUAAACCCCCGCCCUAUCAAUCCCCAAGCUUCCUUCUCCUCUGCCGACCUCCUUCCUAUGCCCUUGCUUCCCGCCUCAAGGGCCCCCUCCAAGCCAGACCUGCCGACCCCGCUAUCUACGCCACCAUCCCGCCUCCCUUGUUGCCCCCAGCCUACAUCCACGACCCCCGUCGCCGUGGCAUUGUCUCCGAUCGCGAGCUGCAGUUUCGUCAAGGUGCACGAGACGCCAUCAGCUAUCAAGAAGAGGCGCAGCUUCUCACCCGCAUCAUCGAAAACGAAGGUCGCCGUGCACAUCAGCCUGCCAUUUCGCCAGCUACCACACGAUCACCGGCUUUCUCAAAUCACGCUUCUCAACCUACUCGAAAUCCAUCGGGCCCCAUGAUGCGGGGACCUCCAGACGCACGGCUGCCCAUUGCCUCGGGUCGUGCGCCCAUCUCCCGCUCAGGCUACGCCCCGUCCGUCCUUCGCCACACGGCAUACAGGGACUGUCCCGCUGCACCUGGCUCCGUGCCGACCUCACAGUCCCGAGAACGACUCGCACGCUCCACAUUGGCCACCCAGCGUCCCACUAUCCGUACCCCAACAACCACACCAACGUGGCGCCUUCAGCUGUCUCAACCCCACCUCACAUCCACAGUGCCUGGCCCUCCCAUCAGGCAUGGACCUCAUGGCCCGACAACGGCAUACCCGGAUCAUGCUCCGUCAGCGUUUUUUCGUGCUUUUGAGGCACGCACCUUGCCAGCGUUUGACCCGUCCAUGUUUGGUGAUGAGGACUCAGCAGGGAUCGACCCGGAUGAUCUCGACGCGCUAGCACACGCCACCCAUGCGGCCGCACACCACGAACAUCAUUCCACUGGGCUGGGUGAGCGCGUCUCCCAUAUAUUUCAGAAUAUCGGGCGCAACCUACGCGGUCAGACAGGCUAUCAGGCCUUACCAACCGUGGAUGACACGGCGCUAUCGAGCGACCCUGCUUGCUCGCCACAGCCUUCGGUGUCUUAUGACUCCGAUUUCGAAGAUGAUGAGGCAGAGGGCCCUAGCUCCACAAACGCCAGCCACGCCAUCAUCCCUGCCACACGAUCAGGGCCCCCCAUUCCUCCCAUCAACGAUGACGAUGGCGACGAUGAUGAACCCAUGAUCGAUCUAUCUGCCUGA